Molecule: messenger RNA, 1613 nt
Organism: Copidosoma floridanum
Lineage: Eukaryota; Metazoa; Arthropoda; Insecta; Hymenoptera; Encyrtidae
Product: ribosome biogenesis factor Nop53
Biological process (GO): rRNA processing; ribosomal large subunit assembly
Cellular component (GO): nucleolus
Molecular function (GO): 5S rRNA binding
Source: RefSeq, a predicted model, not a curated record
CUUUUUUUAUUUUUCAUUUAUGCAUGUACUGUGUACCGAUAAAGUAUGAAACUAUUUUACCUUGCCGUGCUGUACUGCUGAGUGCUGCCCACUUGCGUUAUAGUUGCGUACCACAGUCUAUAUACUAAAUCUCUCUAUAUAACACGUGUUCAUCCAUAACCUAUAACUACUGUUUACUUCUGCCGGUCCACGUUUCUGCUUUGCUCGUUCAAGUCAACGUUGUGAUAAAAAAAUGUUGGCUGCUGGAAUAAAAAAACGGAAAGUCUCGAAAAAGACAAAAAAAGCGUGGAGAAAACACGUAGACGUCAAAGAUGUCGAUGCCUUCCUCGAAGACCAGCGGUUAGAAGAAAGAUUGGGUGAGCCAUUGUCUCUCAAGAAGGACGACGAUUUGUUUUCUUACGACAGAGAAGGCGACAAUAAACUCGAAGAUUACAAUUACACGACUAAACAGCAGCGAAGAGAAUUGCUGAGAAAUGCAGAACCGAAAUGUUUUGCUAUUCUGAAGCCCCACACUGCUGUUCCGGAUCCCAUUGCCAAAAGAAAUCGAGUCAGAACUCCGGAGGAAAGGAAGAACCUCUUAGUGAAACAAAAAGAAACAUUAAGAAAAAUCAGUGGAACACUGAAGUUGAAAGAAAAAGAGGCAAUAAUAAACAGACAGUUGGCUCAAAAGAAAAGAGCUCAGAGGCCCAAAAGAGGAGAAUUUAACACUGAUGCUUGGGAGAGAGAGCCUGUUAUUGAACCAGAGUUGAAAAGCGAGUGGCUCGAUAAGGAUACAGUGAGGCACACGUUUGCAAAUACGAGAAAAUUGCUGAAACAAGUUCCCAAGUCUGUGCAACAAAAGCCUUCAAUAAUACCAGCUAUAAACGCACCUCAUCCUGGUAUCUCAUACAAUCCAUCAUAUGCUGAUCAUCAAAAGUUACUCAGAACAGUAGCAGCAGAUGAAAUUAAAUUAAUGAAGGAAGAGAAACACUUGGAGAGGGUAACAACACAAAUGUUUAGAAAGGUGACACAAAGAGAAAAAGAACAAGACAUCUUGGAGGAAAUGUCUCAAGGACUGCCAUUUCACAAAGAAGAAAACGUCAGUUCAGAUAGCGAAGAUGAUGAUCCUACUGUUAGAUCUAUCAAUCCUCCAGUGCAAAACAAAAAAAAAACUUUGGUCGAACGCCGUAAAAUAAAAGAACGGCAGAGGCUUGAAGAAGAGCGUCAUAAGCAGAAGAUUGAAAAGAAAAAAAUUGCUGACAUCUAUCAUCUUAAUCAGAUCAAGAAAAAAUUGACCAAAAAGCAAAAGAGGCUAGAGGCUCUAAAGGAAAAAAGAUUAAAAACUAAAGCAAGAAAAGUGUUUGAACCAAAAAAGUUGAGCAGACACAAGUUUGAGCCUCUAGAACAAGAAUUCGUCAUAGGAGCUGAGUUAACAGGAAAUUUAAGAAGUGCUCAGCCUGUUGGUAAUUUGUUGAAAGAUCGUUACAAGUCUCUCCAACAGAGAAACAUUGUGCCACCUGGUACUGUAGCGCUAAAAAGGAGCAAAGCUAAAGUUAAGAAGUUUGUAAAAGCAGAUCACAAAAUUGAUUUGACAAAAUUAAGCAAGUGAUUUUGUACAUAAAAGAAAUUCGAAC